GGCACUGCUUAUCACAGGGCGGCAUCGGCGCUCACCUAAAAGUCCAUAUGCAACUGCAACUUGAUUUUGGGCAGAAUUAUGUGAGGUUUUAUCUGUUGUUGGAGGUACGUCUUUGUCAGUUUCGCUCAGAAAAUGCAGUCUUCGUCAAUCUGCCGCCAUAGACGGCCGCCUGCUGUCUAGUUAUUCAAAAGAGCGGUAGAACCUUGGCAAAACUCCUCCAUCAGUAUGACGCGUUAUUCCAGCGACUACCACCCCGAAGCAACAUGGAAGCCCACAGUGGUGACAAGCGUGGUCUUGAGCAUUUAGACGAAUAUGAACCCAAACCAGCAAAACAUAUGCGUAGCCUGCACGAUCGCAUGGUGGAAAGGCGACUAGUAGUUAUUUUAGAGGGUGCAACGCUGGAAACAGUGAAGGUUGGCAAGACAUUUGAACUGCUGAACUGUGACCAACACAAGGGCAUGAUCAUCAAAAGUGGACGGGACCCAGGGAAGAUUCGACCUGACAUUACACAUCAGUGUUUGUUGAUGCUGAUGGACAGUCCAUUGAACAGGGCAGGUCUCCUACAGGUUUACAUCCACACAGAGAGGAACGCCUUGAUUGAGAUCAACCCACAGACACGCAUCCCCCGAACCUUCAACCGCUUCUGUGGCCUCAUGGUCCAGCUCCUGCACAAGCUGAGUGUGAGGGCGGCUGAUGGCCCCCAGCGCCUGCUGAAGCUCAUCAAGAACCCUGUGUCAGACCACCUGCCCCCUGGCUGCCCCCGUAUUUGUACCUCGUUCUCCUCUGGGGAGGCAGUGGGCGCCCGCACCGUGGUACCAGAGGAGGGGCCCGCCACUGUGGUGGUCGGAGCAUUUGCACACGGAGCGGUGAAUGUGGACUACACAGAGAAGACUGUUUCCAUCAGUAACUACCCUCUCUCUGCUUGUCCUCUCCUGUCUUAGGUGAAUGUGGACUACACAGAGAAGACUGUUUCCAUCAGUAACUACCCUCUCUCUGCUUGUCCUCUCCUGUCUUAGGUGAAUGUGGACUACACAGAGAAGACUGUUUCCAUCAGUAACUACCCUCUCUCUGCUUGUCCUCUCCUGUCUUAGGUGAAUGUGGACUACACAGAGAAGACUGUUUCCAUCAGUAACUACCCUCUCUCUGCUUGUCCUCUCCUGUCUUAGGUGAAUGUGGACUACACAGAGAAGACUGUUUCCAUCAGUAACUACCCUCUCUCUGCUUGUCCUCUCCUGUCUUAGGUGAAUGUGGACUACACAGAGAAGACUGUUUCCAUCAGUAACUACCCUCUCUCUGCUUGUCCUCUCCUGUCUUAGGUGAAUGUGGACUACACAGAGAAGACUGUUUCCAUCAGUAACUACCCUCUCUCUGCUUGUCCUCUCCUGUCUUAGGUGAAUGUGGACUACACAGAGAAGACUGUUUCCAUCAGUA
Molecule: messenger RNA, 1431 nt
Organism: Oncorhynchus nerka (sockeye salmon)
Lineage: Eukaryota; Metazoa; Chordata; Actinopteri; Salmoniformes; Salmonidae
Product: ribosomal RNA small subunit methyltransferase NEP1-like
Exons: 5
Coding region: 264-941 (225 amino acids)
Biological process (GO): rRNA base methylation
Cellular component (GO): small-subunit processome; nucleolus
Molecular function (GO): rRNA (pseudouridine) methyltransferase activity; rRNA binding
Source: RefSeq, a predicted model, not a curated record